Physcomitrium patens is the source of this 2003-nucleotide messenger RNA. Its product is annotated as 2-alkenal reductase (NADP(+)-dependent). The record is from RefSeq and is a predicted model, not a curated record. Gene Ontology annotation, molecular function: oxidoreductase activity, acting on the CH-CH group of donors, NAD or NADP as acceptor. Lineage: Eukaryota; Viridiplantae; Streptophyta; Bryopsida; Funariales; Funariaceae.
AGCUGCAUCAUCACUAUUCCUGCUCGUUUUUCAUCCUAGCUUAGCCUCUUUCUAAUUGAAUUACGAGGUAAUUUUGAUGCUUUGGGAAUUAGUAGGGUGUUGGGCAUGGAACUAAAGCGAGUAUAAAAGAAGGGUGCGUGGGGGUUCGUAUGGGUGGUACACGGAUCACGCUUCUGUUGGGAGGUUUAGAAGGUGUGGAGCGAAACGAUAGCACAAUACGUGGAUAGAUAGCAAUUUGUUACAACUGCUUUGUUGAAUUUGGCUGAAAGAGCAGUCUGCGCCUCUUCCUGGAGCAUUCCUAUAUACUCGGUUCAGCUUGUAAGAAUCGUCUAAUGAUGCCAAUGUCUGAAGGUUUGGGGCUGAUAAAGGUUCUAUAAGAAGGUGAUGACCAUGACGAGCAAUCAAGUGCGGAACAAGCAGAUCAAGCUCAAGCAUUAUGUCUUGGGAAAAUUGGAAGAAUCGGACUUCCAAAUCUCUUCGAACGAGAUCACCCUGGAAUUGAAUGACAAUAACGAUGUUCUUGUGAAAAAUCUUUACCUAUCUUGCGACCCGUACAUGCGACACCGGAUGAGAGGGGAAACCAAUUCGUAUAUCCCUCCUUACCAAGAAGGACAGGUUUUGGAUGGGUACGGUGUGAGCAAAGUGGUUUUAUCCAACAAUUCAAGCUUCAAAGUGGGGGACUGUGUUUCCUCCUGGACAAGAUGGGAAGAGUAUAGCGUCAUUCCUAGAGGUCAGCGUCUCAAAGUCAUCGAUCCUGCCCUCGCCCCACUUUCUUACCACGCAGGUGCCCUUGGGAUGGCUGGCUUUACAGCUUACGUUGGGUUCUUUGAAGUGUUGAAGCCCAAAAAGGGAGAGACACUCUUCGUAUCUGCAGCAUCGGGAGCAGUGGGUCAACUGGUGGGACAACUCGCCAGAGACGCGGGCUUGUACGUGGUUGGCAGCGCAGGAUCACAGGAAAAGAUUGACUUGCUCACGAACAAGCUCGGAUACAAUGCCGCAUUCAACUAUAAAGAGGAACCGGAUCUCGUUGCUGCUGUAGCAAAGUACUGUCCUCAAGGCGUCGACAAGUACUUCGAGAAUGUGGGGGGCAAGACGUUAGAUGCGGUCCUUGACAACAUGAACAAUUUCGGGCGGGUAGCAGUAUGCGGAUUGAUCUCGCAGUACGAUCAAGGCGGACAGGACGGCGUCUACAAUCUCAAGAGGAUAAUCAACAAACGGGUAACGCUACAAGGGUUUCUGCAGUCGGAUUACCUUCACUUAGAGCCCAAGUUCAUGGACCACAUGUCGAAGCUCAUUAAGGCUGACAAGCUGGUGUACUUCGAAGACUUCGCCGAGGGCUUGGACAACGCUCCCAACGCAUUCUGCAGGAUGAUGAUCGGCUCGAAGAUCGGGAAACAAGUCAUCACUGUAGCCAAGGAUUAGCGAUUCCUCGCUCAAUCCCCGUGCGCCUCGAGAGGAACACACACAGAGCGCAGAGAGGCUCCAGAGAGUUGAGGUCCGUGACCAGCUCCGAGCGAGUGGGCUACAGAAAUGCUACUAAACAAAGCUCCGCGGCUCCGUAUAUAACAAAAUUUUCCUACACUUAUCGUGUGAUUUUUGCCCCGCCUUGGGUCUGGCCCGUCUUUGUAAUUCCCGUCUCCGUGCCGAUUUUUGAAUUUAAAUAUCUAAAUCUGAAUUUUUGAAAUUCGUGUUCUUUGCUUUGAGCCCGCUGGGGCCACAAGUUAACAUGGUUAGUCGUGGAGACAAAAAAAAUUCUCAUGGUAGAACCUCAAUGUGAUUUGCUUUAGGGUAAUAAAAGGUUUAGGGUUUUGAAAAGUAGCACAGUAUUAAAGGUGUGGUAGUAGUAAUAUAUACAUAUAUAGAAGGGAAUGUUGAAUAGACCCAUAUUUUUACAAAAUAGACUCACUUUUGACAGAAUAUGGUAAUCAUGAUGAAUGUGGUUGGUUUUUAUCGGUUGUAUAUCCAAUAGCAGGGAAAUGAAUAUAGAUGUCAUUAUUUUUUUA